Messenger RNA from Prosopis cineraria, 1303 nucleotides. RefSeq names its product 2-alkenal reductase (NADP(+)-dependent)-like. NCBI's taxonomy places the organism in Eukaryota, Viridiplantae, Streptophyta, Magnoliopsida, Fabales, Fabaceae. The record is from RefSeq and is a predicted model, not a curated record. Gene Ontology annotation, molecular function: 2-alkenal reductase [NAD(P)H] activity. The transcript is spliced from 5 exons. The coding region runs from base 90 to 1190 and encodes 366 amino acids.
GAAGAGGUAACGGAAAGCUCCAGAAUCUGUUGCUUUGUGACAGUUAUUCCCGAAAAGCUCAUCGCAGCGAGGGCGGCGACGACGGUCAGAUGCUCACGUUGGCGGGUUUCGACACCGGAAGAAUCCGGAACAAGAAGGUGCUACUCAAGGACUUCGUCUCUGGCACUCUCGAGGAGACCGACAUGCUCGUUGAAACUUCCUCUGUCAAAUUGAAGCUUCCCGAAGAUUCCAAUGGCGUUUUAGUGAAGAAUAUCUAUCUUUCUUGUGAUCCCUACAUGCGAGGCCGUAUGUCCAAACCAUUAUUUCGCUCUUACAUUGAUUCCUUUCAGCCUGGUUCGCUCAUGAGCGGAUUUGGAGUUUCAAAGGUUAUUGAUUCUAGGCAUGACAACUUCAGAGAAGGUGAUCUGGUCUGGGGAAUUAUUGGGUGGGAAGAAUAUAGUGUGAUCAGUUCGCCGGAGUCCCUGUUUAAGAUAGAACAUACAGAUCUUCCUCUUUCAUAUUAUACUGGGAUACUUGGUAUGCCUGGGUUGACUGCUUAUGCUGGAUUCUAUGAGAUUUGUGCCCCUAAGAAAGGAGAGAAAGUAUUUGUAUCAUCUGCAUCUGGAGCGGUAGGUCAGCUUGUUGGACAGUUCGCUAAGCUGAUGGGUUGCUAUGUUGUUGGAAGUGCAGGAAGCCGAGAUAAGGUUGACUUGCUAAAGAGCAAGUUUGGGUUUGAUGACGCUUUCAACUACAAAACAGAAUUCUACUUGAAUGGUACUUUGAAAAGGUAUUUCCCAGAGGGUAUUGAUAUAUACUUUGAUAACGUUGGAGGGAAGAUGCUGGAUGCAGCGUUGCGCAACAUGAAGACCCAUGGCAGAAUUGCAGUGUGUGGAAUGAUUUCACAGUACAACCGUGAAGAGCCUGAAGGCUUGAACCAUCUGAUGAAUCUUGUGACCAAACAAGUCCGCAUGGAAGGGUUUCUGGUGAAUGAUCAUUACCACCUCUACCCCAAGUUCUUAGAGAUGAUGAUUCCUCUCAUCAGAGAGGGCAAGAUUGUGUACGUGGAAGAUAUUAUUGAAGGCAUUCAGUACGCCCCUUCCGCACUCGCUGGCCUCUUUCAUGGCAUCAAUGUUGGAAAACAAGUGGUGAAGGUCCAACGAACGAAAUUGUAUGACUCAUAUGCAUACGAGUAUGAGUCAUUAUAUACAUAGGACUCAACAUGAUCAGGGGCUUUUGCUUGGAAGGAACUCAUUUUGUUGAAUUUUGCAUACAAGUUUUUUAGUCAAGAAAGGGAAAAGAAGGGAGAAGUCUCCUUAACUGUUUG